UCCGAACUCCAUUAGCCAUAUAAUAGUGUUACAUAUAUGAUACAAUUUUUUCAUGGAACAGAACUAACCUAAAAUAAUACUGUCACAUGUUGUCUCACUAUAAAUAAAAGGAAAAACAAGAUUACGUUUUGCCAUUUAUUGCGUGUACCAACAAUGGAAGAAUUAAUUAAUAAAAAUCAAGAAAAUACUUUAAGCCACUAUUUAAAUAACCUAAGAAUAUUAAAGCAAAAUGGCACUUUGGAUAUCGAUGAAAAUUGUACCCAGCACUCUUUGAAAUGGCGAAAUACUUUGGAAUAUUAUGUUUUAGAAACGUAUGUCGGACAUUACAGCGAAGAGUGUAGAUUAAAGACGCUGGCACUCUUGGUAGAGUCAAGAAAAAGUACAUUAGGAUUUACUUCCAAGGAACUUGAUAUGAUUUUAUUAUUUCUAAAAUACAAUCUUUGUGAGAAGAUGGAAUAUAUACCCUUUAUUAAAAAAGCCUUAAAACGAUUAAGGGAUAGCUUAGCUGUGAUGCGAAGACGAUGGACACAACAAGAAAAAAUGAGAAAUCAUCACAAAAAACAAAAUAUUACUUCUGAAGCAUGUGAAAAUGCUUUAUUUUAUCAAAUGUCUGAACAAAUUGAAUGUAAUAUAAAGGAUUAUACUACAUUUUUUAUAAAUCUACGUGAAAUUUGUGUGAACAAUCUGUAUCCAGAUGCAACAUACCAUCGUAGACGUUCCAGCUUACAGAUACUUUUGCUUAUGCAAGAAUUCCUUUACAAUGAAUUUAAAGAUAUUGAAUGGAGGAAGGAACAAGUAGAAACAAUAUUCCAAUGUUUACUACUAGACACGUACGAACCCAACAAAGAAAUGGCAUAUCAAUUGUUAAAAUAUGUGAAUCCAAUACUUUUAAACUUACAUUCAAAGUCACAAGUUCAACUAAUAAUUAAAGUUGCACUUGAAUUAGGCAACAGUAUACGACCUAUUGACAGUAUUACAGCUGCAUACAUGUUAAAAAUAUCUAUGCUAUCUCCUGUUAUAAAAAACGUUCUCUGUGACUAUUAUAAUAUAGAUGAUAAUGUUACAGAGGCAAUGAUAUUACAGCUAGUCUUGCUAUUGUACAGAAAAUUACAAGAGGCAUUAGCUUUAGCAAAACAGAACAUUGGAAUGGUAAUUGUUAAGUGUUCCCUGUAUGGAUACCUGUUUUGCAUAAGAAGUUUGCUUUCCGACUAUAACUUAAGGGAUGCGGGAAUGGACAAAUUAUGGCAAGAUACUGUGGCAAAUAUUAUUUUAUUAUGCUUCGAAUUAAAUCACACCGUUUCUGUAGUAAUAAAUAAUUCCUCGCCAGAAGGCCAUUUACCAAUGGACUUGGAAACAUUAAAUUUCGACAAUGAUACAUCAUUUCCCGGAAAAGAGAUUAUAACACCGCAGAUGGUGUUACUUUGUUCUUGGCGUACGGUCAAAGAAGUUAGUCACUUGUUCGGUUUAUUCGCCACCAAAGCGUCAAUACAAACGAAUGAAUUUAAGAAUGGACUGCUCACGGAGGAACAAUUUGAACAAAUAAUGAGACAUCUUGUCUCAUUAUUAUGCGAAACGAAGCACAGAGGUGCGUUUGAGCAAGUGUAUGUGGGUUUCCAUCAACUAUGUACGCGCUUAUGGCAAUUGGCAAAUAGAACUUUAAAUAUACUUCCUAUACGAUGCUUGCACGACACAUUAAUAGGCAUCACAGGAUUAAUGCCAGGAUAUUCCAAAUUAUGCGCGACAAGAAGAAGCGCGGGUGUUCCGUUUUUGAUACAGGCAGUACUGUCCUCGGCACUAAAGAACGGUGACUAUCCCAAGAAACAUUUCUUUCACUCAGUUAUGAAAAUCUUGUUACAAUUUACAAAGCUUGAAGAUACUGUUAAUUUAUGGCAAAAAAUAAAAUGCAUAAUGUACGAAAACUCAAUAUUUUCCUGCUAUAAGCAUUUAAUGGAGCCGAGAAUGGAGAACGAAUACUAUGAUCGGGAAGUUAAACCUGAUGUUACCGAGAUAAAGAUUCAUUCCAUGAAUAUCCUUAGAGCCUUAUUUAGACACUCUCAGCUUGGUGACAUAGUUAAGAAUUACAUCGCGGAUGGUUUAGUAGUGGCAUUUAAAAAUUACGAUGGUAGAACGUGGGCGGAACGUAACGCAGCCACGUUGUUAUUUAGUGCGCUUAUAGUUCGAAUAUUUGGUGUUCAAAGAACUAAGGAUCACAUUAAUCUGACGACGUGCAACACGAUGACAGGGAGAUUAUUUUUCGAAAGGUAUCCCAGUCUCCUGCCUUUUAUCCUGGAGGAAUUGCGAACUUUCAUAUCGACCAAUGAUACUAUGAUCAAGUCGAACGUGCAAGCUAUUUUGUUGUUACUGUCACGAUUAUACAUUAAUAAUUUCCAUGAAACUGAUAACGCUUGGAAGACAGAUGAAUUGCGUAAUUUGGUAUCACAAUGCGCUAAAAGUCCCGUACAUCAAACACGCGAGCUCGCAGCUAGAGCAUUGGUACCGUUAUUAACUGAAAGUACAGUCUAUGGUACUUUGACAAAUUUGCUUCAAUUGGUUUUACAAACAAUUCAAGAUGUUCGAGAUUUUCGAGCCUCGGCGAACCAAAUUCACGGCUACCUGCUGCAGAUACUUAAAAUCUUAUGGAAAUUCCCGUCCGACAAAGAACUACUUAAACCUUAUGAAGUCAUAGAUCUCUUAACUAUAUUGCAAUGUAUAUUAAAUUACUUGAAGAGAAGACCCGAUGGGUUCAAUCGUUUUCCGAUAGCUACCAUAUACGUCGAUAUCCUUCAUGAAUUAUAUAGAGCAGAGAAAGACAUAAUCGAUGAUUGCAAAAUGAAGGAUAUAUUGCAUACUCUUCAGCAGUGUUUAACAGAAAAGGAUUUAUCAAAGCCAGGGCAACCGUGGCCAGGCGAGCAGUUGUACAAAAUAUCCGUAAUCAGACUCAUGCUGUGCGUCGGAAAAUAUUCAAAUUUCUUGCAAAUAGUACAUAAUGGACAGAGUAAAAUGUUCGAGAUAUAUUCAAAACUCUUGAUCACGCCGGAAGCCGAAAUACAAAGCAUUGCUUGGAGCACCGUUUCCGAAGUCUUAACAAGAGAACAAGAAAGUAAACAAAGAAAUUUACUAGGCAAUUACGCUAUUCAUGUAGCUGUCGAUUUCACCAAAAAUUUAUACAAACAUAAUCCCGAUGUGCAAGACGCACUUUUCGAUUUCUUGUACAAUUGCCUAAUGAAUGCGGAUGAAUGGUUUAUCACUGAUGCUUUUUAUAAAAGACGUGAAAUUUGCAUCUUAGUGUUGCAGAAAAUACAUUCGCAUAACGCGAACAAUGUUUAUUUGCAACGUGUUAAUUAUUUACGGUUGCUUGGGAAAUGCAUGGCAACACUGAUUCACAAAUUAACGGAUAAAAAGCUCGAAAUGGAAUAUAAAGAGGAUAUCUACAGAAAAGUCUGCGACAGCAAUUGGAUUGGUUCGUUGUGCAAAGAUUUCAGAUUGUCGGUUUUUGAUAUACUCUAUGAUCUUUUUAAUGAAGGCGACAUUAAUGCCGAGCGAUGCCAACCCGUGUUGGAUUGGUGGACAAUGAUAUUACAAUUAUUAGUCGAUGAUAAUAUGGAUAUACGACGCGAAGCAUGCAAACUGAUCUGCAAUAUUGAACCAUCCAAUGAAUUGGAGUGUAUAGAGAAAAUGUUACCGGUAUUCUUUCGGAAAUUCAACGAUAUAAUUGCUGACAAGUGUCCCGAAAUAGCCAUCAGUGCUUUCUUUUGCUGGAGUGUGUCGUUAUUAGGAGAUACAGAUUACGAAAUGGAUGAAACUGAUGUCUUCAACAAAUGCAGAAAUUACGAUGUCUUUGAGCCCGUAAGAAUAUCAGAAAUGUGCUAUGAUUUGACAAAGUCAGUUGUACAACGGUAUUCUAUUGAUAGCACACUACCACUGGAUAUUGUGAAAUGGAUAAAUUACCGUUUAGAUGUUAAUUUUGCUACACUAUCCUUCAAAGAUAUUGUACGCAGUUACAUGAGCAACGUGCCGACAAUCGAAAAAGAAUUGGUUGAAAUUUUAGAUCCAACAUACAGAGAUAAGUUGCUACAAGUUUUGGCAUGCCAAAAGUAUGCGGCGUUGUAACGCCGAACUUCGUCACUUUGUUACAUAAUUGUACUUAAUUGUAUAUAUAUUGUAUAUAUAUAUACAUAUUAUUAUAAUAUUAAUAAAUAUAUAAACUUGACAAUA
Dinoponera quadriceps is the source of this 4215-nucleotide messenger RNA. It is a transcript of the gene THADA, whose product is annotated as thyroid adenoma-associated protein. Gene Ontology annotation, cellular component: cytosol. Bases 154 to 4110 code for a protein of 1318 amino acids. Gene Ontology annotation, biological process: tRNA methylation. The transcript has 14 exons. The record is from RefSeq and is a predicted model, not a curated record. Lineage: Eukaryota; Metazoa; Arthropoda; Insecta; Hymenoptera; Formicidae.